This is a messenger RNA of Anneissia japonica, 1148 nucleotides long. RefSeq lists its product as uncharacterized. Gene Ontology annotation, molecular function: protein binding. Lineage: Eukaryota; Metazoa; Echinodermata; Crinoidea; Comatulida; Comatulidae. Bases 227 to 802 code for a protein of 191 amino acids. Gene Ontology annotation, biological process: regulation of apoptotic process. The transcript has 3 exons. The record is from RefSeq and is a predicted model, not a curated record.
CCAUAACAAAGAGUAUAAGCAGGAUCACCACCUGUUUCCCAGUUUUCAUAUUGCUCUGGUAUUAUUUUCAUAGAUUUACGGGAACUAACCAAAGAAGAGACUGGAAAACGAAUUAAGGAACUCUGAAAUUUAUUUAUUGCAGUUGACAGACUCAUAUUGACACUUUUGAGAAGUGCCCUGCUGUGCCAUAUCCACAUCAAGAAAAAUUUCAGAACCUGCCAAAAUUAUGAAUGACUGUAGAUUGAAAUAUCGCAUAAUGCUCACGAACCUAUCAGAUGAAAUUACUAAAAGGAACGUGUGCUUAGAUAUGUUAAAAGUUGCAUCGGCCGAUUUUGUGAACAUCAAAACAGAAUUACAAAAAGCCAUAAAUCCUUUUGCUAUAUUUAUGCUACUCGAUACUGCCGGACAUAUGAGUCAAAAUAACCUGAUACUUUUAAUCGCAAUCAUUCAAUUGCUCGGUUUGACUUACCUAAAGGAUGUAAUUAUAAGAAGUGGAUUUGAAUACACUGAAAAUGUGGACACAAAAUCUGUAUUCAGUUUGUUCCGUCGUCGCGUAAUUAGUAUCGGAAAAGAACUUUCUGACGACCAAUUGAACAAAAUAUCUGGAGUGUACCAAGUACCAAAUGAAAAUUGUACAAAUCAAUGGAGGUUGUUACAAUAUCUGCAAGAUAAUAAAACCUUCAAUAACAACGAUGAGUUGAUGGAGUUUAUCGCAACUGUUGGUUCAGUUGGUGUAAUUAUAGGUUGGUAUGAAUGUAAUAAAAGCACUUGCCCUUAUAUAAACACAUUUCUUAAGAUCUAAACCAAAGGCUUUACUUAAAUAUUUAGAAGUCAAAUUUGAUUUAAAUUUUACAGAUGAUUAUGGGUUGAGCUGAAUUUUUGGCUGCUGCAUCUAUGGUGUAAAUCCUGGUUUAAGGUCAUCUAGGGGAUUUGGUCUGACAUUUAACUCCUUGAAUACUAACCUCACUUGCUGGUUAAGAGGUCAAAAUUAGUAUCUGUAUGUAUUUGUUACAUUACUCAGGGCACUGCAGAUCCCCAGAGACCCAGCCAAAAUUUCCAAUUUCAAUUUGAAAGAGAACAAAAAGAAAUAUAAUUUAUUAUUUUAUUUGUAUUUUAUAUAUUUACACUUAUCUGCCUAAAUAUAUACA